AUAUAUUAUCAUAUAGCCAGGUGACGUUGACCAAUCAGAAGGCUCUGUGGCUGUGUCCUUCAACAAAGAUAGCGUAACCCUUUUUGGGGGCUGAUCAGAUAGUUUUUUGCUGCCAAAACUCGACCCUAAAGUUGGACUGCAAAACCGACAUUCUGGUGGCGGCCGGCGCGGCCCUUCCCGCACGAAUUUUGCCCGAGGUGUUCGAGUUGCUAGGGCAUUGCUAAGGGGGGCGUGGCUUCGGGAUUGGUCUAAUAGACCGAGGCAGGCAACAGCCUAGAUAAAAACUAGUUCACGAAGGGACGAACUUACAAAAGAUGGCCCUUGUUUUGGCUUUGGGAGCAGCGCGUUCACGGUUGCUCGCGUCGUGGCGAGCCAGCAAACUCCUGGGCAGCGUUCUCCGACUGACGGAUGCAAACACAGAAAGGUGUGUGGCAGCUGCAGCCUCGUCGCUGAGACCGAGCUUGGGCUACCAAAGUCGGUCCCUGGUUGUCGGCAUGUCGCGUGUCCUACAAAUCGCGCCUAAAGGAGCGCGUAGCAUGUCCCAGGAUCAGCAUCAGGCUUCGCCAGGCAAGGGUAUGGAAAGGGCGACGUUAGUGGGCAGUGAAGAGGUAGUGGAAGUGGAAUGGUCAGUGGGAGGGGUGAGCAAGUAUCCAUAUGUCUGGCUGAGGGACAACUGUCAGUGCUCCAAGUGUUUCGCGAAGGAACACAACAAUCGUCUGAUUAUGACGUCAGACAUAGAGUUGGACGCCGCUCCCGUCACGGCGGAGAUGUCAGAUAGGGGAAGCACGUUGCUGGUGACGUGGCCGGACGGACACCAGAGCCAGUACGACUGGCAGUGGCUGCGGGACCGCUGCUUCAGUCCCCAGGCCAGGGCGGACAGGGAAACACGCGGGAGGAAUAAGAAACAGCUAUGGGGCGCUGACAUCUCAGCUGACCUGACCGUCCAUGAUUUUCCCGCCCUUUUGUCAGACGACCGCGCCUUGUACAACUUCCUGUACGGCCUGGACAAGGUCGGCCUUGUCCUGGUGCAGAACGUGCCACGUCAGGUCGGGCAGGUGGAGAAACUGGCCAAUCGCGUGUCGUUUCUCAAACAGAAUGUUUAUGGAACUGAGAUCAUUGUGAAGAGCAAACCUGACGACGUCCGUACGAGCGAGGCCGACUCCACUCGCCACCUGGAAAUUCACAAUGACGAGCCCUACUACAGCUAUGCACCUGGCGUGCAGAUUCUACAUUACAUCGAACAGACCGAGGGGGAGGGGGGCACAAGUCUACUUGUGGACAGUUUCAACGCCGCCUACCAACUGAAGGAAGAGGACCCAGAGGCAUUUUGGCUUCUCACCACCUUCAAGGUCCACUUUAUCCAAAAGAAGGCCAAACACAAGUCCCAUAUAAGGAAUGUCUGCCACGUCAUCAGCUUGGAUGACCAGGGAGAGGUGCAGCGGGUGAACUACAUGAUGAUCGCGCGGGACUCGGUCAUGGACGUGCCGCUGGAGCAGGUCAAGCCGUUCCACCGAGCCCUGAAGGCCUUCAACGCGCUCCUGUACCACCCCAACAACUGUCUUCAUCUCAAGAUGAAAGCAGGGGAAAUGUACGCUGUGGACAACGGGCGGACACUACACGGGCGCACGGCCUUCAACGCGGCGGACGGCGUCAGGCACCUGCGCGGCGGCUACCUGGACUGGGACGGGGUCUACUCCCGCAUGCGCGUGCUCCGGGAAGACCUGGGCAUCAUGGAAUAGUCAGAUCUACGUGUAGUGUUAUCUCCGAGCAGAUAUGCCC
Messenger RNA from Branchiostoma belcheri (Belcher's lancelet), 1779 nucleotides. Its product is annotated as gamma-butyrobetaine dioxygenase-like. Gene Ontology annotation, biological process: carnitine biosynthetic process. The record is from RefSeq and is a predicted model, not a curated record. Gene Ontology annotation, molecular function: gamma-butyrobetaine dioxygenase activity. Gene Ontology annotation, cellular component: mitochondrion. Lineage: Eukaryota; Metazoa; Chordata; Leptocardii; Amphioxiformes; Branchiostomatidae. The coding region runs from base 315 to 1739 and encodes 474 amino acids. The transcript is spliced from 8 exons.